Messenger RNA from Rubroshorea leprosula, 2457 nucleotides. The record is from the annotation of a GenBank genome assembly. NCBI's taxonomy places the organism in Eukaryota, Viridiplantae, Streptophyta, Magnoliopsida, Malvales, Dipterocarpaceae.
UCUGCGUCUCAUCCAAUUACCAUAAUAAUUCUUCAAACUCUAGGGUUUCAAUUUUUUCCCUUGUUUUUAUUUUCAUAGAUUCAUUGUUUGCCCCUUUUUCCUGCAAAUUUUGGGUGAAAUUUCACUUUUUUUCGUCUUUUUUUGAGAUAUUGUUGUUGAAUUUUGAUUUUCUGUUCCUUGACUUUACUUGCAUUGUGGGUGCAGGGUUUUGAUCUACGAAUUGUAAAGAAGGAAGGAAGGCGCACAAGGGUUUUCGAUUUUCUAUUUGGGAGGAUUUGAGUUUUGCGUUUUGUUUUUGUUUUUUUAUUAGGUUUUUAGCUGUAAUUUCUGUAAAUUACAUCAGGGUUGUUGCAAAUUUUCGAAAUUUGAGGUGGGUAUCGGAGUUAUGAGAACGUCCUGGGCAGAUUCUGUAGCGAAUUCUGCAUCUGAGAAUGCAGCUUCUGGUUCUUUAGAGAAUAAUGGUUUAUCUCGUCCAACUCGAUCCACUUAUGUUCCUCCGCAUCUUCGUAACAAGACACCACCUUCUUCGGAACCCCCAGCUCCGUCACAAUCUAAUGAUCGCAUAGGUUAUGUCGGGGCUAUAGGUGGAUCCAGAUGGGGUGGUGGCUUUAAAGCUGAUGUUGGACGUUCUGGACAUAAUUCUAGUGGUUCGGGAUAUGGUUAUGGGGGACGAACUGGCGGUGGUUUGAAUAGUAGAAGUGGGGCGUGGGACAGGAAGGAGCGGGAGGUGAACCCAUUUGGCGAGGAGGAUGGUAAGGAUGCAUUUGGAGAGCAAGAAAACACGGGAAUCAAUUUUGAUGCCUACGAGGAUAUUCCGGUCGACACUAGUGGGGAUAAUGUGCCGGCACCAGUGACUUCAUUUGCUGAGAUAGACUUAGGGGAGAUGUUGAAUCAAAACAUUAGGAGGUGCAAGUAUGUGAGGCCAACUCCAGUGCAGCGUUAUGCAAUCCCAAUAGUCCUUGCAGGGCGGGAUUUGAUGGCUUGUGCUCAAACCGGGUCAGGGAAAACAGCUGCUUUUUGUUUUCCAAUCAUUUGUGGAAUAAUACGAGAGCAUUCUGUACAGAGACCACGUGGACCACGUACUGUCUACCCACUUGCUCUUAUUCUCUCUCCAACAAGGGAGCUCUCAUGUCAGAUACAUGAUGAAGCCAAAAAGUUCUCCUAUCAAACUGGCGUCAAAGUGGUGGUUGCGUAUGGUGGAGCACCAAUUAACCAACAGUUGAGAGAGCUUGAGAGAGGAGUUGAUAUUCUUGUGGCAACUCCAGGACGGUUAGUCGAUUUGCUGGAGAGGGCUAGAGUGUCAUUGCAGAUGAUUAGGUUUUUGGCCCUUGAUGAGGCAGAUCGCAUGCUUGAUAUGGGUUUUGAGCCUCAAAUUAGAAAGAUUGUGGAAGCAAUGGACAUGCCUAGACCAGGUCUGAGGCAGACAAUGUUGUUCAGUGCCACCUUUCCAAAAGAAAUACAGAGACUUGCAUCUGAUUUUCUCUCCAAUUACAUAUUCUUGGCUGUUGGAAGGGUUGGUUCAAGUACUGAUUUAAUUGUUCAGAGAGUUGAAUUUGUUCGUGAGUCUGACAAGAGAAGCCAUCUCAUGGACCUUCUUCAUGCACAGAGGGAAAAUGGAGUUCAAGGCAAGCAAACAUUGACAUUAGUUUUUGUGGAGACAAAAAAGGGAGCUGAUUCAUUGGAACAUUGGCUGUACAUGAAUGGAUUCCCUGCAACCACCAUUCAUGGUGAUAGAACACAGCAGGAAAGAGAAUUGGCAUUAAGAUCAUUUAAGAGUGGAAAAACGCCAAUUUUAGUUGCAACAGACGUUGCUGCUCGUGGUCUUGAUAUACCUCACGUAGCUCAUGUUGUCAACUUUGAUCUCCCCAAUGACAUUGAUGACUAUGUCCACCGGAUAGGACGGACAGGUCGCGCUGGCAAAACUGGGCUGGCUACAGCUUUCUUUAACGACAACAAUCUGUCAUUGGCAAGGCCACUAGCUGAUCUAAUGCAAGAGGCAAAUCAAGAGGUACCUGACUGGCUCACCCGUUAUGCAUCACGGGCUUCCUAUGGUGGUAACAAAAAUCGACGGUCUGGAGGAGGGCGCUUUGGUGGGCGUGAUUUCAGAAGGGAGGGCUCCUUUAAUAGGAAUAUGGAUUACUAUGGUGGAGGGAAUAUUGACUCUGGAUAUGGAAUUCCAAGUGGUUAUGGAGGAUACACUCCAGGUGUGGCGAGUGCAUGGGAUUAACUGAAUCACCUUCUUUUGAGUAUAUGUAUAUACAUGUUCUUCCUUCACAAUUCAAGGAUCAUUUUGUAUCAUUGCAGACGAUCAUAAUCUGUUCAUCUGGGUUCUAAUUUAGGAAAUGCAGUAUUUUGUUCCUUGUUUAUGACCAUAACUUUGCUGGUUUAGAUGAAUCGCAUUGCUAAGGCAGUUGCUUGGUGGCCUCUGGGAUGGCUUAUUAAAACCACAAGGAUUCU